Molecule: messenger RNA, 1695 nt
Organism: Colletotrichum destructivum
Lineage: Eukaryota; Fungi; Ascomycota; Sordariomycetes; Glomerellales; Glomerellaceae
Product: Putative F-box domain, leucine-rich repeat domain superfamily, F-box-like domain superfamily
Exons: 1
Coding region: 289-1494 (401 amino acids)
Molecular function (GO): protein binding
Source: RefSeq, a predicted model, not a curated record
CACAGCUUUCAUCACCAAUCCGCCGCAUGAGGUAGAUAGAUGUUGGGCCCUAGUUCUCGUGCAAAAUCGUUCGUCGCUUCAUUUUGGCAGCUUUUUCUUCUUCUUUGGACCCCGUCACUAAUGUAAACCUCUCUGGUUACCUCUCUGGUUUAAUCUUACUUUUUAUUUAACCCGCUCAAUCCACAGACGCCAAAUCGCCCCGCUGUUCCCGCAAGGCCUGUCGGCUGAGGAACCCCACGAUACGAAGAUAAGACCACUGGGAUCCCGGGUUCAUAUUCGGCAACGAGUAUGCUGCUCUUCCCUGACGGCGACACCAACGGCGGCGAUGCCAGACGUGAUCGCCUUGCUGCCUUGCCCGAGGAGCUGCUCUUUGAGACGCUCAACCAGCUUUCUCAAAAAGACUUAUGCAAUGUGUCGCGAUUGAACAAACGGUACCACAGGCUGGCCGAUGCCGUCUUGUACAAAAGCGUUCACUUCCAAAGCCCGGAGCUUCAUCUCACAUUCAGCGAGUCACUAGGCCGUCGGCCACGGCGUGGUUCAGCUAUCAACGAGGUGAAAUUGGUGUACCCUAAUGAGGAAUUGUCGCGACUGGCUUUGGACGGACCUGUCCACAACUCUCAUUACGAUCCCACGCGCUCUGAUACCCUCUCGCGCACGCUCUCCGUCAUGUCAAACUUGGAGAAGCUCGACAUUGCCGUGCCAGACGUUCUAUUGCGCGGUAUCGGGACCCUGUUCAACGGACCCUUCGACUUGGCCUACCUCAAGGAGUGUACGCUCUUCUACCAGUGCCCCAACGACGCCUAUUGGGACCUGCGAGAAAACAUUCACAUAUUUGCCCACCCAACGCUGGAAACUCUGGUAAUCAAGAGGGCCAAGCUUGACGAGAAAGGGUUCGACUUCAUGGAGCGGCCGCACGAGACAGCAUUGAAAAGGUUGCAUUUCGUUGAAUGUGACAUCAACGACGAUGGGCUAUCGGACCUUCUCGAAUUUCCAGAGGGACUGGAGGAGUUCGUGAUGACGCAGACGUCGGAACCGAGACCAGAACUGGAGGAGAGUUCCGACAAUUUCGCCGACUACGUGCUCGCGCUCACAUCUCAGGCGCACUCUCUGAAGACGUUGACCAUCGAUUCACCGACGCUUGGGUGCCGCAAGCCAUUGAGAAUGAGAGAGUUUGAGGCGCUCAAGACAAUGCGAAUGAACUGGGAUUAUCAACUUUUCGGUCAAACGUCCAAUAAACCACGAAUGCACUCGGUCGGCCUCCCGCCCGAAAUGGAAACCUUGGAGUUCUUCAACGAGAUGGGCACGGAUGAGGAGGUGACAGACCUCUUGCUCUACACCGUCCAGACUAGGAACAUUGUCGCUAAGACGUGGAGGACAUUCGUUGUGGUCGAGGGCGACGAGGGGGUGUCUGCAGAGAUUAAACAAGCAUGCAAAGAACAGGGUCUGAAGCUGGAUAUUAUUGGUGGCUUCGACACGGAAGGCGACCUUGACUAGAAGAGGAGUUGGGCGAACUUGGGUCUCAUACUAGAGGAUAAACAGUUGGUAGACAGUCUAGAAAACAAACCAAACAACUGAUGAGAGCAGACGGAGAAUAGACAAAAAACAGGCUAAGCGGACACGAAGCCUAAACGACAAUGUAUGAAGAGGUAUAAACUAGCAAUGUUUACGCUUGCAGUUUAUUGCUCUCAGUUCUCG